GCGCAUUACGUGAACGCGCGUCGCCACACUGAUUAGCUGCUCGGGCAAAGAGACCGAUGAGUUUGCUACGAAUCCUACCGAAGAGGAUAGGACUGCUUUUAAGUAUUUUAAAAUAUAAUUUAUCUUGGACUACAAAAUGCGUGAACUCCUCCUCCGUACUAUAUAUAUACUUCCAGUGACCUGGACAGUAUGCUGAGAUAAAAGAGCCAACUAAACAAUUUGUUCUUUUUGGAUUACAGGACAUUAAAGAUACUUUUCAUCAGUGUUACCAAAAGUACCCUGACCACUCUUGAGAGAAGACUGACGAGAUUGUUAUUUUACAACAUUCCGUUCAGCGCUGUCUGGAGGGAUGAUGUCUUGAUGUUGCCCCCCGUCCAGCCCAGAGGAGAGCGUGCCAGUGGCGGGUGCUGCUGAUGGGAACGGCUGCGCCGCCAUGAACGCUCGUGACGGCGGGGGUGGCGAGGGCACCCUGGGUCGCCGGCGGCGGUUCGAGAACUCAGAGUUCACCGUGCGCAUCUACCCGGGCGCCCUAGCCGAGGGCACCAUCUAUUGCCCCGUUAGCGCCCGCAAGAACACCACGGCCGCCGAGGCCAUCGAGCGCAUCAUCGAGCGUCUCCGCCUGGAUCGGCGCCAAUGCUACGUGCUGGCCGAGGUCAAGGAGUUUGGCGGCGAGGAAUGGAUCCUCAACCCCAGCGACUGCCCUGUGCAGCGCAUGCUACUCUGGCCCCGCGUGGCAUUGGAGCAGCGUGCGCUGUCCGGCGGCGACGACUACCGCUUCCUGCUGAGGCAAAAGAACUUGGACGGCUCCAUCCACUACGGCGGGAGCCUCCAGAUGUGGCUGCGGGUGACGGAGGAGCGGCGCUGCAUGGUGGAGCGUGGCCUCCUCCCCCAGCCCGAGCCCCGGGGGGACCACGCCGACUUGUGUCGGCUGCCCGAGCUCAACGAACGCACGCUGCUGGACAACUUGCGCUCACGUUUCCGCCAGGAGUGGAUCUACACCUACGUCGGCACCAUCCUCAUCGUCAUCAACCCCUUCAAGUUCCUGCCCAUCUACAACCCCAAGCACGUCAAGAUGUACGACAACCACACGCUGGGGGAGAUGGAGCCGCACAUCUACGCAGUGGCGGACGUGGCGUACCACGCCAUGCUGCAGAGGCGCCGGAACCAAUGCGUGGUCAUCUCUGGGGAGAGCGGCUCGGGGAAGACCCAGAGCACCAACUUUCUCAUUCAUCACCUGACCGCCCUAAGCCAAAAGGGAUUCGCCAGCGGAGUGGAACAGAUCAUCCUGGGGGCAGGGCCAGUACUGGAGGCUUUUGGAAACGCAAAGACAGCCCACAACAACAACUCCAGCCGCUUCGGCAAGUUCAUCCAGGUCAACUACCAGGAGAGUGGCACCGUGAGGGGAGCUUACGUUGAAAAGUAUCUCCUGGAGAAGUCGAGACUCGUCUAUCAGGAGCACAACGAACGGAACUACCAUGUGUUCUAUUACCUGCUGGCGGGGGUGAGCGAGGAGGAGCGCACAGCCUUCCACCUCCGGAAGCCUGAAGAAUACCAUUACCUCAACCAGAUGAAAAAGAAAGUCCACCGGCACUGGGACAGUUACAGUGAGAGCGAGCCGGACUGCUUCACAGUGGAGGGGGAGGACCUGAAGCAUGACUUUGAGAGGCUACAGUUGGCCAUGGAGAUGGUGGGCUUCCUGCCGGCCACACGCAAACAGAUUUUCUCCCUGCUGUCUGCCAUCCUCCACCUGGGGAACAUCCGCUAUAAGAGGAAGGCCUACCGGGAUGAAGCCAUCGACAUCUGCAACCCGGAGGUGCUGCCCAUCGUCUCGGAGCUGUUGGAGGUGAAGGAAGGGACGCUGCUCGAGGCCCUGACCACACGAAAGACGGUGACUGUGGGAGAGAGGCUGAUCGUCCCCUACAAGUUGGCGGAGGCUGGCACCGUAAGGGAUUCCAUGGCAAAGUCGCUGUACAGUGCUCUGUUUGACUGGAUCGUGUUCAGGAUCAACCAUGCCUUGCUCAACAACAAAGACCUGGAGGACAACAACAAGAUAUUGUCCAUUGGUGUGCUGGACAUCUUUGGCUUCGAGGACUACGAGAACAACAGCUUUGAACAGUUCUGCAUCAACUUCGCCAACGAGCGACUCCAGCACUACUUCAACCAGCACAUCUUCAAGCUUGAGCAGGAGGAGUACAGAGCAGAGGGCAUCACCUGGCACAACAUCGACUACAUCGACAACAGCGGAUGCAUCAACCUGAUCAGCAAGAAGCCCACUGCACUGCUCCAUCUGCUGGAUGAAGAGUGCAACUUUCCCCAAGCCAGCAACCAAACCUUGUUGGACAAGUUCAAGCGGCAGCAUGAAGGGAACAGCUACAUGGAGUUUCCCGCUGUCAUGGAGCCUGCCUUCAUCAUCCGACACUACGCCGGCAAGGUCAAAUACGGCAUCAAGGACUUCAGGGAGAAGAACACGGAUCACAUGCGUCCGGACAUCGUGGCAUUGCUGAAGAGCAGCAAGAACGCCUUCAUCGGUGGGCUGAUUGGCAUCGACCCAUCGGCCACGUUCCGCUGGGCGGUGCUGCGGGCUUACUUCAGGGCCCUGGUUGCCUUCAGGGAGGCUGGGAAGAGACACCAGCGCAAAAAAAGCACAGGGCAUGAUGGCGCUGCUCCCUGUGCCGUUUUGAGCGUUGCGGAUAGCUUUAGCUUUCUGCAGCACCCUGUGCAUCAGAGGAGCUUAGAGAUCCUGCAGAGGUGCAAGGACGAGAAGUACAGCGGGGCGAGGCGGAGUCCCAGGACCCCCCUCUCAGACCUGCAGGGCAGCAACACACUCAACGAGAGAUCGCCACGGGGUUCUCCUAUUCCUGGCUUGAACGGGCGUGUGGGCCAGCAGAGUCGCCUAUCGUCCGGCAUCUCCACCACGGAAGGGGACGGCAUCUUCAUCAACUCCACCAGCAGCAAGCUGCUGGAGAGAGCUCAGGGCAUCCUCAUGAGGAACAAAAACUACAAACCCAAGCCUCUCCUCCCAAAGCACUUGUUGGACGUCAAGUCCCUCAAGUACCUGAGCAAGCUGACGCUACACGACCGCAUCACCAAGUCCCUGCUCCACCUGCACAAGAAGAAGAAGCCGCCCAGCAUUAGCGCGCAGUUCCAGGCUUCCCUCAACAAGCUAAUGGAAACCCUGGGCCACUCCGAGCCCUACUUUGUCAAGUGUAUCCGCUCCAACGCUGAGAAGCUGCCUUUGCGCUUCAACGACGACUUGGUCCUGAGGCAGCUGCGCUACACUGGCAUGCUGGAGACCGUACGCAUACGGCAGUCUGGAUACAACAUCAAGUACAGCUUCAAGGAUUUUGUCCGCCACUUCCGUGUGUUGCUCCCAGAAGGCACCAGGGCUUCAAAAGAAGACAUCCAGAGGUUUCUGGGCCAGGUGGACCUGGCGCCAGAUGGCUUCCAAGUUGGCAGGACGAUGGUGUUCCUGCGGGAGGCGGGGCGUCGGAGCCUGCAGGCCUCUCUCCACGGCCGGGUCCUGAGCCUGGUGGUGGCGCUGCAGCGGCGCUUCAGGGCCCGGCUGGAGCGCGCCUCCUUCCUCAGGACCAGGGAGGCGUCCGUGUGCAUACAGCGAUGGUGGCGUGCAUACCGGCCGAGAGAUAUCGAGGAUAAUGAAGAGGGCUUUGAGCUUGCCAUCCAACAAGAGGCGGCCGUGUGCCUCCAGAAACACUGGCGGGGGUACGAGGCCCGCCGGAGGUUAGGGCUUUGGAGGGAAGCCGCUCUGGUAUUGCAGAAAGCGUGGAGGUUGUGGACCUAUCGCCGUGUUGACGCGGCACUGGUGAUUCAAACAGCGUGGCGCUGCCAUAGAGCCAGAGAAGGCUAUCUGAGUCUGUACGCUACAGUGGUGCGACUGCAGGCAGUCAGCAGAGGCUACCUAGCCAGACAGAGCUUCAGGGAGCUGAAAAAGCAGAGACUGAAGGAGAAGCAGGAGCUGGUCCAGCUGCAGAACGGUCAGAAGAGCCAUUCUCCAGAGGAAGAGGAACGGCAAGAAGAGAGGCCCGUGGGCCAGGACCUGAGCCUCUGGGGGGACCCCUCCUACGAGGGGCGGGGGAGGAGCACCCAGAGGGUCCCCGGCCUGGAUACCCAGCAGGACCAGCCGAGGUUGAGAGCAGGAGGAGCAGAAGACUGUCCCGGGAUGAGCUCAAGCGACCCUUUGCUCCAAGAGCAUCCUGAAGCACCGGUCACCGUGGUGAUUCGAGACAGGGCCAGAACGUUAGAUGAACUCAGCCAGAAGACCACCAGGGCCAAACGGGAGAGCCGGCGCAUGCGGGAGCUGGAGCAGGCCAAGUUCAGCCUGGAGCUCCUGAAGGUCCGCGCGACCAGUGGCGGGGCGUCGUCGCCCUCUGAGGAGAGGCGCUGGUCGGCAGAGCUGCUGCACGCGUCCACCCCGCCCCUGCGCUCCCCCCAGGGCACCCCUGACAGCCAGAGCUCCAGGUUCAGCUUCGAGCUCCUAAGCCUUGAAGAAGGGCCGCCCAGGGCGACGCUAGAAGAGCUCGACCUCGACGAGGCCGGCUCUCCAGAGCUGCCGGAUCGCCCCGCGGAGCUCCCUUCCUCGAGGUCAGCCACAGGCUCUCCGCUCAUCCGUGAACGACCCGACCCCGACGACAGGCUACCUCAGUCACCCACACUUCCGCCCAGAAUCGAGAACUACCUCCCGACCUUUUACGUCCCGACCCGCGACAGCCACACGGUCUCCGGCCCUCCUCCUGCCAAGAGCCCUCCACAGCGUUUCGAGGUCGCUGUCGCCGCUCCCACAACCCCAGCCACCACCACCACCUCCGCCGCUGCUACCACCAUCACCUCCGCCACGGUCACCUCCACCACCGUGAUCUCCAAAGCCCUGAAGGACAGGAGGGAGCCGGGGCGCCGGCCGGUGGUGGUGGUCAUCAGCAUGCACAAGGCCACCCCUCUGAGGGAGGAGCCGGGCGCCGCGGGCCACCCCCGGGCGGAGCUGCCCAACCAGCCACCGGGUUGCCUGGCCGCGCCCUACGAUGCCGUCCCGGCCCCAGCCCCGGUCCCGCCCGCCAACCUGGCCGUCCUGGAGAGACUGGAGCGGCUGAACGAGGAGAAGGAGGAGAGGCAGCGCAGCCAGCAGCAGCAGAGCGAGAGGCAGAUGAUGGAGCAGAUCCGGCAGCAGAAGGAGGCGCUCGAGAGGCAGCGUCUCCUCUUCGCCCGGAACGAGAAGGACAUGUUCGAGAAGCAGCGGGGCGAGGCCUUGCACAGGAUACAGCAGAGUCGCCAGGCGGGGGCCGGUGCAGGACACAAAGGUUCCCGAGCCGCCACAUCCAGCAAGGCCCCCAGGCCCGACUCGCUGGUGUUUGAGAGAACACAAGCACCGGCUCCUCACACCAGGACAAUGUCUGAGCUCCGGGCCCCUGAAGAGCUCUCAUUUCCUCGGGCAGAGUCCCAGCCCAGUGCCCCUCAGCCCGGCUCUAUUCCGCUUUCCUCCUCUGUCCCGAGAGAAACGCUUGGAGCAAGCAGGCCUAUCGCCGAUGGCUGGGUGCCCAAACUCACAUUAGAAUCUAGUGAUGGAAGAAGAACCUCACCGAGACUUACCCCAAAGAAGACGCCUGGUGGGCACCAGGGAAGUACAGUUCACACGGCUGACAAGUCUGGGAACAUCUUCUUCUCUCCUAAGGACAAGGUUGUGUUUGCCAAAUUUGACGAACAGGACAAACCUGUGGCCAACCCUAGAGAGUCAGUUCCCAAGGCCUCGAAAGGACCACAAGUGCGUGAGGUCGGCAGAGCGGGCAACAAAAAGAAAGCCCGCAUGGCUCGGACCCGCUCCGACUUCCUCAACCGCGUCCCCAUUCUCUCCGUGGCGGGGGAGUCUGAGGACGACGACACCCCCGCCCCCCCCCGCCAUUUCACCCUCCCCCUCUCCAAUCGCAGCGUCCCCGACGCUGACCUAGGAGAGUGUUUUAGUGACUCGGAGAUGCAAAUGGGCUCCGAGACGCAGAAGAGCAUGCAAAAGGCCAUGUCUUCUGAAGAUCUGCCGAAAGCGGAAACACUGCGCAAGAACGCCCAGGAUGGAAGGGUGCGUGGCAAGAUGCGCUUCUGGGGAAAGACCAAGUAUAGCGACAAGAAGUCUUCCAGGGAAAAGCUGAUCUGCGGGGGAGACUCCAUGGACGGGGAGUACGGAGACACUGGUCUGCUGAUGGGCGACGGUGGGUGAAUCGUACACACCUGACGAGCCGAUGGAGAGGGUCGCUGGCUCAUGUUUUUCAAGAUGGAUAGAAAGAAAGUCAUUCUUUGUUUAUAGGGUAUCAGACAAUCCACAACACUUGGAUUUUAAGUAGGGGUCCUACGAAAAACGUCAGAACCCUAUUGUAAUCAUUACUAUUAUAAGGCGUCCUACGAAAUCCGUUGGAACCCUAUUGUAAUCGUUAGUAUUUAUAAUUUUUUCCUGACAAAAUCUGCCAUAUCUCAAAAACGACAUGGUCAAAAGUUAUUAAAAUUGCCUUGUAGAACCCGUGAUAAAAUUGGUGGGCCAGAAUGAACUAUAGGUGGCGUUAUAACAAGCCUUUGACGUGCAACAUAGGCAAGGCAAGGCAACUUUAUUUAUAUAGCACUUUUCAUACACAAGGCAGACUCAAAGUGCUUCACAUAUAAACAUUGUCAUACAAUGAAAUAAAAUAAUAGAUAGUAAAAGAAAACAUAUGCAAAGAAAUGAGUAAAAUAGAAAGUUAAAAAGGCAAAAAAAUAUAGAAAAUAAAGGCAAAGUUAAAAAAGCUUUUUAGAAAGUGCAAUGUAUUUAAGAUUUAGCAGAAAGCUAAAGCAAACAUAAAAGUCUUCAGUCUUGUUUUAAAGGGGCUCAGAGUUGGGGCAAGUCUUAAAUCCUCAGGGAGUUUAUUCCAGCUAUUUGUUGCAUAGUAACUAAAUCCUGCUUUCCCAUGUUUCGUGUUCACUCUGGGGAUAAUUACUAAUUACAUACUCAACAGGCUGUCAUUUCCAGUAGGAAAGUGCAAUAUGCAUGAAACUUCUUAUCCAUGCACCCUUCUUCAUGAUGAACAACUUUUAGACUCCAAAAGAUUUGGUGCCGGAAGUGGUUAAAGCUGCAAACUCGGCACACAUGUACCAGGUGACUGGGACUAUAUGGUGUGAAUUUCAUAGCAAUAAGCUGAAAGACAGAGAUAUACAUUUUAAAGUGAAAUACAUGCAUAUGUAAACGGCUCUAAAACACGUUUAAACAGCUCUAACAUUGCAUCCAAAAGGCUCAGCUGUAUGUGUAUAAAAGACUAUCUGAAAAAACAACAAAAAACUUUUGUUUGAAGUUCUCCCUUCUGAACCGCGUCCUCUCUACAAUGCAGGCUAGGCCUUAAAGUGGUCCACAUGUCAUUUCGUAAAUGUCAGUUUCGACGGUGGGCUUCAAUACAGUAUGCUUUAGAAACGUGGAUGGUGAUUGUUUUGUUAUGUUAACUUCAGGUAAACCAGUUUUUAAAGCAUACAAAUGCCAUAUUAACAUACCGACCAA
Molecule: messenger RNA, 7516 nt
Organism: Gadus chalcogrammus (walleye pollock)
Lineage: Eukaryota; Metazoa; Chordata; Actinopteri; Gadiformes; Gadidae
Product: unconventional myosin-IXAa-like
Exons: 29
Coding region: 434-6217 (1927 amino acids)
Biological process (GO): intracellular signal transduction
Cellular component (GO): myosin complex
Molecular function (GO): ATP binding; GTPase activator activity; protein binding
Source: RefSeq, a predicted model, not a curated record